This is a messenger RNA of Cinara cedri, 10092 nucleotides long. Lineage: Eukaryota; Metazoa; Arthropoda; Insecta; Hemiptera; Aphididae. The record is from the annotation of a GenBank genome assembly.
GUGAAACGUGCACCGGCGUAUUAUUUUACAACAUUUUUCUACAGUCGGUCGUUCGUCAUAGUUACUAGUUUGUACUUCCAGUUUUUUGGUGUGUAACUACCUAUAUUUGUAGAUUUUUAUUUCGUUAAAUCCACAAGGAUAUAUUGUUCGUCCGGUGAUUUAGAGUAGUGCGAUCGAGUUUUGUGUUUCAUUCAAUUAUUGUGUACCAAUACCUCCUUAUUUAAAAACCGGGUACCUACAUAAUGUUAUAUUAGUCGAAUAUUCAUUGUAAGUGUAAUAAAUAAUUAAAAUUAUAAACAACUAAUAUUACCAUAUUAUUAUUUUAGGUAUAGGUGUACCUAUUCUGAAUCUAUAGUUUGGAUACACUAUUACUAUAUCAACUAUAACUUAUAUAUGUAGUACACAAGUCUGACCAUAUCACUGUUGUGAAAAUUUCCUACUAACUUUACUCUUAUACUUGAGUAUCAAAUCAAAAAUAAACUAGCAAAUCAUGGCUUUCAAUUUCCCGGCUUGUACUUACAUCGUCGCCAUGAUAACUGAUGCCUUUUUAUUGUUUUUUACAGUAUUUCAUGUGAGUAUCUAUAUCAUUUUUAUAUUAUUUGAAAUGUAGGAAUGAUUAAUAUAAUUUCAUUUUAGAAUUAAGACUAUAAUUAUUGUUUUUGGAGGUGAAAAUUGUUUAAUUUUUUUUUAAAUUAGGUAUUAUUAUUUAAUUAAUGUUACUAUAAUCCAUAUUUGGAAGUGGUUGUUUUUGUGUGCACAAUAUCACACUUUGUGCACUACAAAAUUCCAAAUACUGUAAAAUCCGCUUAAUUAAAACACUGCAUAAAGGGGACAACCGUUUAAUGGGGACGAAUUGGCAUAGUCCCGAACGAAUGUAUUCGUUUAAGGCAAUUUAACUUCGUUUAUCUGGGACAAACCAUCGGUUAUAAGGGACAAAAAUAAAAGCGUCUAAUUAGAUAUUCUGACCUAAAUUAUCUAUCUACUUCUUAUCGAAACAGUAAUUAUCUAAUCUUUACAGUUCUAUUAUAUAGGUAAUGUCAAUUAUGUCAAUCAUUUAUCUUAUAAAUAGCUCUAUUAUUUAGGUAAUCAUUUAUUUUUCAUCUACUACCACGGUAAGAGUCGACUAGCCUACAUACAAAAUUGCGUUCCUUCAUCUCUGCGUAUUAAUCUUUAUAGCUCUAUUAUAUAGGUAAUCAAUUUAAAAACUUUAGUUCGCAUUCUUUCAUCUCUGCGUAUUAACGUAUGUGUGUUUUUAUUGAUCUCAGUUUGUGUUAAUACGUAACAAUUAUGUCUCGUAAAAAUUUAACGUUCCAAAAAUUUCUAAUCUGGAUAAAAUUAAAGCUCAACCUCAUUCUUCCAGUCUCCGUGAGUUAGAGAAAAUAAUAGGCACCUCUAAAUCAGUACUAAGUUGAUUAAAAAAUAAUGAAAAAGCUGUUCGUGAACAGUGGGAAAAAUUAAACGACAGCAAAAGUGCACCUGUAAACAGAAAAAGAAAGCGAGAAGGCAAAGAUCCCGGAGUAGACAAAGCUAUGAACGAAUGAUUUUCUGCUGUUACAGAACGUGGUGUUUGUAUUUUGGGUUCCAUAUUACAGCAGAAAGCUGAAUUUUUUGCUGAAAAAAUUGGACAUGGUAAUUUUAAGGCCACAGAAGGUUGGAUAAGUCGUUGGAAGGACCGGAAUAAUAUUAAAUUCAAGCAAUUUCACGGAGAAAAAUCAAGUGCUGAUACAAACGGAGCUGAUGAAUGGUCUAUAGUUAAAUUACUGGAAAUUCUUCAAAAAUUUUCUCCUCAGGACAUUUAUAAUGCCGACAAAACUAGUUUAUUUUACUGAGUGACUCGGGAUGGUUUUUUAUACAUAAUAUACAUAUUAUGUGCAAUUUAAUAGUUAUUCGGUUAAUCGGGACAAAGAGGUCACCGCCCAAUGUGUCCCAAUUAAGCGGAUUCUACUGUAUACACUACGGAAAAUUAAAAUAUACACCUACAAUCUGUGUUUUUAUUAUAGAUGAGCCACAAAAAUUUCACAUUGUGGCAUUAUUUUUGGAGUUAAAACCACUGCCCACUUUAUUUUUAAAUAGCAGUAUACAUUAAAAAUUGUAUAAAUAGUUAAAAUAAAUUUUGAUGUUGAAAUCUUUAAUUUUCGUCAAUGCCCCAUAUAUCAAACUCAAAUAUAUGUAUGUGCGCUAUGGAAAGUCUGAAAAAAUAGCCACUGAUAGUUGGUAUGUUAUAACUUUUAUUUAUAAAUGUGGUUAAAGUCUAGCUUUGGGUAAUGUGAAAACAAUUUCAAAAUGUUAAAAAAUGUUUCAUAUAACAUUUGUGAAUGUAAGACCAAACAAUUUUUAAGUGAUCUGUUUUUGGAAUUUUUCAUUUUUAAUAUUAAAUAUUUAAACAAAUAUUACAUAAGAAGUUUUCCAAUAUUUCAACAUUAUUUGCAAUAGGUAUCUAAAUUCAAAUUUUUAAAAGGGUUCUUAAAUUGAAUCAUUUAUAUUUUUUUUACAAACAUAAUCAGCAUUUAUCUUGAAAAUAAUACAUAAUACUUGUAGACAAAUGCCUUAGUCACAAUUGUGUCAAAAAGAGAUGUUAAUUUAAAAAUUCCAAAAUUGGAUCACUUAUAAAUUCUGGGUGGGUGGAUACUUGAACAAAUCUUAUGUAAUUAGUUUUUCAUCAUUUGAUAUUUUUUCCCAGAAUUCAACUGAUAUCCCUCAUUAUAAUUACUUUUUGUUUCCAAAAUUGAUAACUAUAGUGCCCGUAUGAAAUUAUGAUUCAAUUUUUUUAUAUAGUUUCAUAGUAUUUAAAAUAGGUACCUAAUAUAAUUUAUCAAAUAUUCAUUUCAGACAAUAUUAUGAUAAUUGAUUGUAUACAUUUGAGUACAUUUAUGCAUACAUACAAAUUAUUUUAUAUCUUUAUAAUUACUUUUAAUUUUUUUUAUUUCUUUAAUAAUUUGUCUGUACAAUGAUAAUAAACUUCAAUUUAUUUGUUCAUUCAUGCAUUUGGAGUAACAUUAGUGUUAAGUUACAAAAAAAAAACAUCAUUGUUUCAUGGACUGUAAUGUAACUGUUUUAUUCCUGCUAAGAUGGAAAUUUGAACACACAUCUUUAUAUAAUGGACAGGCUAUUUUUUUAAUAUUCCAGGUUGAUUUGUUUAUAGUUACAAUUUAGUUUGUCAUUCAAACUAACAAUAUUUGUAUUACUUACAGGUUGGAUACUUGAAAAUAAAAUAAUGUAUUGAACUGGAUAUACAUUAUUUUGUUGUAUGGUUUUUUUUUUUUUAGAUUUGUUUAUUUUAAUAACCACAAGUAUUUAUAUUUUGUUAAAGGUUAUUACAUUUGAUGAACUGAAGAAUGAUAACAAAAAUCCUAUUGAUCAAUGCAACAGCUUAAAUCCAGUAAGUAUAAAAAUUAAUAAGUUUAAAUAGGUUAUUAAUAAUAAAAGGGAACUGUUAUAUGUUUAGACAAUUUAGCAUAAUUAUUCAUUUUUGAUCUCAGAAAAGAUUUAAUAAGCUUUAAUUAAUGGAUGCAUUUUCUGACAAAUUUGUCCAAACAAAGAAAUGCCUAUUUUCCAAUGAGAAUGAUUUUUUUGAUUUGGUUAAUCAAUUUGACCAAUUUGAUUAAUGAACCAGAUUCUGAUAAAUUGAUCAGUCUCUUGUAUGUGAACAGGUGUUUGUAGGAUAUGAGUGACAAAAAUUAUCAUAUAACAUUAUACAACAUUUUUAAACUCUCCUUUGUGGUCUCUUCUAGAAAAUAAUUAGUUGACCUGCUCUGUUUUUCUACCAUUUAACACCAAUAACUUGUUGUAAUUCAAAACCUGUUGUACAAUACACAUAUAAUACUCAAUUUUUAUUAAUUUAUUUAUAUAUUUAACAAUAAAUUAUUAACAAACUUUCAAGAAAAUAAAAUUCAUAAAGUUCAUCCAUCCUUGCUGAAUGACAUAAACUUACUGACCAUCAGAAUAUCGGAGUAACUGCCUUGUUCUGAAGAAUAUUUUGGAAAUCAGAACUUACAUUCAUAGUAAUCAUAACCUUAAGUAUUUGAAACCAUAUGACUUAGUUUAAGAAUUUAAAUUAAGGGUAGGCGCUACUUCAUUGGAAGUAUGACUUUAUCUAUAUUUAAAGUAUAUAUAUAUUAACAUCUAGUAUGUAAGAUAUAUCUUGUUAAACAUAUUUAUAAAGACCUUCAGGUUAUUUAAAUAAUAAAGUCCCUUGGCAUUUAAAAAAAAAAAAAAUUGAUCUGAUAUGUGAUUUCAUAUUAUUUUUCACUAUACUUACUAAAAUUAUUAUAGGAGAAAGUAAAUAAAUUAGAUUUUAUUAUUCUCUUUCAUUUAUAGUACUAUACCAGACAUUUUAAAGUUUAAACUUACUGUCAAUAAAAUAAACAUUAAUUAAUGGUGUCAUAUUUAAAAUUUAAAUUAUCUCAUCUCAGCUAAUUUUGGGCUUAAAAAAGUUGUUUGAGCAUUUAAAUUCAUGAAAAAAUAAAUGUUUAAAAGAGGGCUUGCAUUUAAUUAAAAAAAGUUGUAUCGUGUGUAUGUGUAUAUCUAAUAAACAAUAAUAAAUUCUUAGUGUGGAAAAAUAUGUUUUACUAGAUAUAACCUUACUAAAAAAAAAAAAACACCAACAUUUGUAUAACUGUGCAAAUAUAUUAUAUAUAUUGUGACUUCAAUCAAAAGUUACACUUUAUAUAAAAAAUCUGCCAGCUACUAAAUGGUCAAUAGUCUGUGGUCCAAUGAACUAAUAAUUGAUAGCAACUGAUAAACCAUGAAGGUCUCAAUUUUAAAGAUGAAUUAAUACAAGGAGUCCAUGUACAUGUAAAUAAAAAAUUUGUAUUUGUGUAUUAUUAAUAUAUGUGGAUUUAAUAUCUAUGUUUAUGUGUUUUGAUAUUAUUCAUUUAUUCAUAGAUAUUAAACAGUUGGUAUGUUGUACCUACUAUCUAAGUACUAUAGUGCAAAUAUAAAUAGGGGAUAACUGGAAUUUAGGUACCUACUGCUAAUGUGAAGUUGAUAAAUUUGAUUAUUAUAUGUUAAGAAUUGGGAAUGUCAAUUUCACAGAAAUACAUGAAAGCAUGUGCAUGUGAAAUAGUGAGCUCUUGGUUAAACCUCUGAAUUAAUGAUUUAUAAACAAUAAUUUUAAUUUUAUUAUUUUAUAUACUUUCAAAUUUUUAAAUACAAAAAAAAUUGAUCUACUGUUUUAGUUAGUUGAAUUAAUAUCUGUAAAAUGUAUAUUGUUUAUAAUUUUUUAAGUUAAAUGUACAAUUUUAUUACUUAAUAAUUAUACAUUUUUUUAUUUCAGUUGGUGAUACCAGAAUAUAUAUUACAUUUCUUAUCCAAUUUACUAUUUUUUUUUGGAAGCCAGUGGUUGUCCUUUGCCAUUAAUGUACCAUUAAUGGCUUAUCAUAUUUUAAAGUAAGUGUAUUAACAAAUAAGUAUGAAUAUAAUAAAUAUGAAAUUGGUUUUUAUUUUGAUAAUAUGUUUAUUUUAAUUACUUUAACAGGUAUCAAAAUAGACCUCUGAUGUCUGGUUUUGGUCUUUAUGAUCCUACUACUAUUAUGCAUGCUGAUAAAUUAAACAAGUAUAAACGUGAAGGUUGGAUAAAAUUGGGAUUUUAUUUGUUUUCAUUUUUCUACCAUUUAUAUGGGUAAGUCAAAUUGGUUUAUUGAAGCAUAUAGUCAGUGUUGGGCAAAUCGUAAUCCGAUUAAUGAUAAAAAAAUUACAAUUAAAAUGUGUAGUUGCUAAUCACAAUGAAAUAUUAUUUUAAAUAAUUCAAAUACAUAAUAAUGUAAUCAUAGUAUUGAUUAGGAUUACAAAAUAAUUUAAUCUGUAAUCAUUAUUACUUCCAAUAACAAUUUUGGGUUAAAUAACAGCUAUAUUUUGAAAAACAUAAUUUGUCAAACAAAAAUUUAAAAAAAAUAAUGAGUAAAUUUGAUAAUGGAAUAAAGAUUAGCAAUACAAAAACAUUUUGCUUCGGGAAAAGCUAUUUUUUAAUAAUAAAUUAAAUAUAAAUAUAAUAAAUUCAAUUAAUUAAGAUGGGUUUUAAUAGGUACCUAACAAUAAUAAUUUAAAAAUAUAAUAUUGAAUAAUAUAAAAAUCAUAAAAAUUGUAUAAUAAUAUAUUUCUGUUGCUUAGUGCAAACAAGGCCAAUGUCACAUUUUGUGAUUGUUGGGAAAUGGGCUUUGAAAUUUUAAUUUCCCAUAAGGCUCUGUAUUUUAUUAAAUGUAAAUGUUAGUAUAAUUUUCAAUUUUUACUUAGGAAAUAAAAAAUUAUACACUUUCUUUUUUUUAUUUCUAUCUGAUUUUUUCUAAAAUUGAAUAUAUAGGUAUACAAAUGAAAUGUUGUUAUAUUAUAGGGAAUAAAAUUAAAUGCAAUCAAUAAUACACUAAUAAAUACACAAUAUUUUAUUGUACAUGUACAGGUAAAUUUGGAUAAGUUAGAAGUAGUAGGUUUGUAGAAAAAAACUUUGGAAAAUAAUUGGAUAAAAAUAUAAAUGUAGCUUAUUGAUCCUAUUAAUAAGUGCCCUGCAUUUCUAGAAUCUCUAUACAUAGUUGACAAUUUGUAAACUCAUAUUUUUAAAAAUAAAUAGUAUAUUAACUAAUACAAUACAGUAAAACCUCUUAAUAGAGGACACUCUCAGUCACCAUAUGUAUUUGCUUAGUUAAAUUUAAUUGUGUAUCAUAUAUACGUAUUAAUGUAUAUAUUUAGUGUUUUAUUAUAUAAUAGUUUUAAUAUGUAAGUAUGUGUGUAUUUUAAUUAAAUAUAUAAAACACAUACAUACAUAAUGAUACCCAUGAUUAGUGUGCUGUCAUAUUAUCUGAUCAAAAUCCUUUUUAAGUACAAUUGAACCCAAACAAAUAAAAAUGUACAUACCACAAAUUAAGAUAUUCUUAAUAAAAGUAUAUCUUAAUUCAUGUUCGUGGUUCAUACAAAUGUAAUUCAAAAUAACUUGUAUAAUUUUUAUAUUCUACAUUCCAUGUACUACAUACUUAUUUUAUUGCAAACCGGUUCAUUUGAGUGUAUACUAUUUAAUAAUAGUCAAAUCUUAGUAUGUAAAUACUCAUAUUUUAAUAUGAUAUGAGUAAAUAUAUUAUCUGUGUUUUUACAAUUAAAUUGUUUGGAUCCAAACAAUUAAACUAUUACUGAUAACAGUCUGAUGAGAAUUACUUGGUGGAAGUACUAAUCAAGCAUAUUCAAUUUGGUAUGAAAUGAUUACAUUUUAACAAAUUCAACAAAAACUAUCCCCAAAUUAAUUUUUUUCAUAAUCUUAUGUUUUCGAUCCAUAAGUUAUUGAAUGAAUUUUAAAUUAAGAUUUAAACCACAAUUAUAUAGAUUUUAGCAUAAUAAUAUAUUAUUAUCAUCUAUAGCUGUAAUUAAAAUAUGUGACUUCUAUUUGGAGGUUUUCCCAUUGAAUAAUAGAGAAAAUGGCAUUAUUUCCAAAAAAAACAUAUGCUAUUGGAAAAUAUUGGUUUUUCUGUAACACCUAUAGACAUCUUAUUCCAUUAACUUAUUCAUCAUUAUACUCUUAGUUACUACAAUUAUUUAUAUAUAGGGCCAUACUAAGAGGGGGGCAAAGAGGAAACUGUCUUAAGGUGAUGGAAGCACCACAAAUGUAUGAGGUACCAAAUUAAAACACCAAACAUGAUGUUUGCUCUAGAGUGCUGUAUGUUCAUUGCUGUAGUUAUGUGAUCAAAUUAAAGAUAAUGAUUAUGGAUUACAAAUAUGUAAUCAUGAUAACUGAUUACUUUGAUAAAUGAUUAAAUAAUUAAUGACUAAUGUAAUUUAAUAAUUUAAUUGAUUCACUAAAUGUCUAACACUGAAUGUAAUUUAAUUCAUAUUGUAUGUUGACUUAACCUGUUUUAUUUUCUAGAAUGAUACAGUCAUUGAUCCCAUCAUAAGAUGUCUUACUCAAUACUUUUGUAUUUAUCAAUGUUUACUUGAUGCUGUAUGUGCUUUACUAAUAUAUUAUAAAUACAGUAUUGACUGUGCCAUUGAGAUUCCAUAUGUCUUGUGUUAUAUGAAGUUAUCCCAUAUUUAGAAUCAUCCAUUCUGUAUAUGUCCUUUCUAAUAUCAUUUUAUUUUAUCAAUAUUAAACGAAAAUAAUAUCUAGGUUAGUCAAAGCAUUUUAUCUGCAAAAUAUACUUAGAUUAAAUAAAUUGAGAUUAAUCACUAUAAUUAAGAAUAAUAUCAGAACUUAAGUUUUUUUUUUUUUUCAUUCUGUUACAUUUUUUGUUCUACAUCAGAUUAUAAGCUAACAGUUAGCACUUCAAACAGCAAUUGCUAACAAUCACCAUUUGAUAUCAAGAGAUUCAGUAUAUCACUGUAGACAAUUUACAAAUUGAAUUUUUGAAUUAUGUUAACAUGUGUCAGUUUGGUUUCAAUAUUAUUUUAGAAAAAAAAAAAAGCAAUUAAAAAGGAAAUAAAUUGUUCAAAUUGGUUGGAUAACUUUUGAGUUAAGUAUUAGUUUUGAAAGCUCUCCCUUCUUCCCCUUCUUAUUUUUUUUUGUAGCCUAUAUAAGUUUAAAGUAUGAUUUAAAAUGUAUCAUAAUCAAAAUAAAUGUGAAAUCCAUCUCUACUCUACCAAUAUAAUAAUAAUUAUUCCAUUUUUUUUUUUGUUAUCCGGGGUACCUUUGUAGUUAGUGAAUUGAGAUAAUUUUUUAUUUUACCUGUAAUGAUUUCCUUAAUAAUGAUAGGAAAUUCCUAGGGGGGAAGGUACAAAUAUUUACCAAUAACAAAUAUUUUCGAAUUUUUAAUAUUAGGAAAGCGCAUUCUAUAAGAGUGAACAAUUCCUAAUUAUUAAAAAUAUAAGGUAUUUUUAACUUAUGUUUUGAAACCUAAAAUUAAGACAUUUUUAUGUUAGCAAAAUUUAAAAAUUAUAAUUGUUAGAUUACUGACUCAAAGGUCUAAAUUUAGGGGUGCCAACCUCUCUUCCCAUGUACCUAUCUCUAGCCCCAAGAUAAGAUGUUUCUAGCCAAUAAAAUAUUGUAUAUUUUGUCAGAAUGUAGCACACAUACAGCAUGAUAAUGACUAUUUAUAAUACUAUAGAUUUUAUGAAAUCACUAUUUUAUAAGAAUGACAUUUUUUAUUAAUAACUGAUUAAAUUUAGCGAUCUUGCACAUGUCUUUUCCUCAUGUCUAUAAAUACCAAAGUUACGUGAUAACUGAUUUGUAAUCCAAUAGUAAAAGAAAACAUUGGUUACUAUGGCCUUUAGCAGUGCUGAGUAUCAAAUCUGAGUCAAUCUAAUUCAGAAUUGAAAUAGAUGUUACAAUCCAUUUAAUCUAGAUAAUUUAUAAUUUAAAUCAAUUAUUUAUAAAUUAAUUAACAUAAUGUAUGUUUAACUGUUCCAAGUUGUUUUUUUUUUAUUAUUAUUAUUAUCUACCAUCUAUUUUCUACUUUUUUCAGUACCUAGCCUAAAUGAAUAGAUUGGAUCCAGUUUAUUGGAUAAUUAUGUAAUUAAAAUUUAGAUUACUCAGAACUAGUCCCAAGAACUACUAUUAAUUCUAUUACUAGGUAGCUACUUAUUAUUAUUAUUAAGUUUCUAUCGAAAAAUAAAGCUUGUAACUCAAAAAUGAGCAAUUAUUCAAAUUUGACUCCCAGGGAAAAGACAUGAACAUUUCAAAAUCCAACAUUUUUAAUAAUAACCAAAAUCAGCAGUUCAAAAUAAAGCUAUCAUAAGCAGAUUUUAUAUAUUAUUGUAGACAAUAAAUUAUUUGCAUUGAUAUUCAAUAGUUUGUUUUGUUUUUACAAUAUUUUAUAAUAAUUAUAAUAGCUAAGAAAUAUGUCUAUGAUGUUACUUCAUGUAUGUAGUUUUGUUUACAUAUUAUCAAUUUAAAUAACUUUGCAUUUUGCUUUUUGAUUUUAAUUAUACUAAUUGUUUUUUAUUCCAUGUAACCAAUCAUAAUUAUUUAUUACUCUCAAGUUAUAAUCAAGCAGUUAAAAUAAUAAACAUUGAUACAAACACACAAAUAUAAUUGGAAUCAUCCAAAAUAUUCAACAUUUUAUUGUUUUAAUGAUUGUAUUCUUAUCCUAAUGUCUAUAAGAAUAAUAAAUUGUAUUGGAAAAUGUAUUUAUUUUUUUUAUAUAAACUUCAAUAUUUGUAUGUUAAUACUUUAAAGUUUGU